Plasmodium adleri (nom. inval.) is the source of this 15774-nucleotide messenger RNA. RefSeq names its product dynein heavy chain, putative. The transcript has 3 exons. Gene Ontology annotation, cellular component: dynein complex; axoneme. Bases 1 to 15774 code for a protein of 5257 amino acids. Gene Ontology annotation, biological process: microtubule-based movement. The record is from RefSeq and is a predicted model, not a curated record. Gene Ontology annotation, molecular function: minus-end-directed microtubule motor activity; ATP binding; ATP hydrolysis activity. Lineage: Eukaryota; Apicomplexa; Aconoidasida; Haemosporida; Plasmodiidae.
AUGACAAAAUUUUCGGAAGGACAUUAUGACAUUUUAAAUUUAAUAGAGGUAAAAAGUAAUAUUCAAGAGAAAAAUAUACUAGGAUAUAGUGUUGAUUAUACUGUAGGUGGGCUAUUAUUAUUUGGGGGUUUUAGAAUAGAUAUAGAAGAGAAUAAUGGAAUAAUAUGUAACGAUGCUUAUUUAAUUCAUAUAAAAAAAGAUAAGGUAGAGUAUGAAUCUCUGAGUAUUAAAAUAAAACCAUCUAUUAGAUGCUAUCAUAAUUCUUGCACAUUAUUAGAAAAUUAUGUUAUAAUAUUUGGUGGAUUGAAUAGUGAAGUUCCUUUUGUUGCUUUGAAUGAUUUAUGGGUAUUUAACAGUUUAAAUAAGACAUUUGUUGAAAUAAAAUUAAAAUGUAAAGAAAAAAAUAAAGAUAAAAAUUUAGAAAAUGGCAUAAAUGGAAUUAACGAGAAGGGGUAUAUUUCUCCAACAGAUGAUGAAAAUUGUAGUGAAAAUAAAUAUGGAAAGAAUCAAGAUUAUGGUAGUAAUGAUAGUGAUAGCAAGGAUGGUGAAGAUAUUGAUAAAGAUGAUUCCAUUUUAGAUAAUUCGUAUGUAAAGAAUUUAAAAAAAUAUUUGAAAAGUAAUAAAAGUGAUGAGUUAUAUUCAACUGAUAUACCAUGUCCUCGUUAUUUUUCUAGUUUAGAUUUAUAUAUUAUACGAAAAAAUAAUAUAGAAGAAGAAAAAGAAUUUAAAAAGGAUGAAAUAAAAAUAAUAAAGAAUAGUAUUAUAGUAAGUAAUUGUUUAAAUUAUGAAUAUUUCAGUUUAAUUUUAUUCGGUGGAUAUGGUGGUUAUGAUAGAAGUAGUUAUAAUGAUUUAUAUGAAUUUAAUAUAUUAAAUAAUGAAUGGAUAUUAAGAAGUUGUAAAGGGAAUACACCUUCAACUAGAUAUGGUCAUAUAUCAUUUAUACAUGGAAAUAAUUUAUUUAUAUUAGGUGGUACUAAUGCUGAAAUAAGUUUUAAUGAUAUGUAUUCAUGUGAUUUAAAUAAGAAUGAAUGGUCUGAAGUGGAUUUUUCUUAUUCAUUUAAUAUUUCAAAAGUAUUUUGUAGAAGUGUGUUAGUAGAAUCUAUUGAUAGAAAUAUCAUAUUUAUUUUUGGAGGUUAUAAUAUUAUUAGUGAUGAAAAGGGAAAUCGAAAGAUAGAAUAUAAUAACAUAGAGUUGAAUAUGUUAAAGUUAUAUGAUACUUUUAAAUUAGAAGAAUUGAAAUAUAAUAUAAUUCAAAAUAAUGAAGAAAAUAUAAUAAAAAAUAAUAAUAUAGAAGAAAUGAAUAAUAAGAAUAGUAAUAAUGUUAAAAAUGAAAUGAUAUCUACAAAACAUGAUAUAUAUGAUGAUUCUAUUAUAUCAAAUAAUAUAACAUUCUGUUCUAUAACAUAUGAUUUUAUGGAUUCUAAUUUAAUUAUAACAGAUAGUAAAAAGAAAAUAUAUAUUAUGAAUAUAAGUAAUAUCAUUGGACCAAAAUAUGCUAUAUUUAAUAUAUGGCCAAAACAAUGUGAUAUAAAUGGAAAUAAAAAAUUAUUGUUUAGAGGAAAAGGAUUUACUAAUGAAGGUAAAAUUCUAGUGAAAUAUAAAUCUGAUGAUAUAAAUUUAUAUAGUGAAGGGAUAUAUAUUAAUGAAAAUAAUAUAUAUACUAUAGUACCUAAUGCAAAAAAUAAAAUCCACAAUAAUAUAUGUCAAGUACAAUUAUCUAUUAAUGAUAAAUGUUACACAACUAAUAGUUGUUUUCUAGAAUAUUAUUAUAAUAUUGAUCCUAAAAAUACAUUAAUUUUUGGAAGUGGGUUAUUAGAACCAGUAUGUUUACAAAAGGAUAAUAUCUUUUUUCUGAUUGCAAAAAAUAGCUUGAAUGAACCUAAAAAAAUUGGAGGUGAUAAAUUUCAAAUUAGUAUUAUAUAUGAACAAAAAAGCGAACAAUAUGAUAUCAAAUAUUUUGUUUAUGAUCUAAAUAAUGGAUUUUAUAUAGUCAAAUAUUUCUCAUUUCUUAAUGACAAUCAAAUGAAAGAAAACAUACAAAAUGUGGGCAAAAAUAAUAAUAUAGAACAAAUAAAUAAUAAUAAUAAUAAUGAUGAUGAUGAUAAUAAUAAUAAUAAUAAUAAUGAUAAUAAUUUAAAUGAAAAGUCCAAUUGUAAUGUAGUACAAGUGAAAAAUGAAAAUGAUUCAGAAAUUCUUGAAGGAACUCAAAAUAUAUCUAAUAAAAACUCAAUGAAUAAUCAAGAUAUAAAAAGUAAUAUAAAUAAUCAUAUGGAAAUAUUAGACUUCAAUGGAACCUUAAAAAUAACAGUAAAAUUAAAAGAUGAAAAUAUUCAGAAUAGUCCAUUUUUUCUAAAAGUUGAUAAUAAUUUAAAAGAUAAAAUAAUAUAUGUAAAACAAUUUAUUAAUGAUAGAUUAGAGAAUUUAUUACGAAAAGGAGAAUCUUUAUUUGAAUUAAUAAAAAAUAAAAAUAUGAAUACAAAUAAUUUAAUUCAAUUAAAUAUCAAUAUUGAUCAUUUUCUUAAUAAAUUCCCUGAAGCAAUACAUGACAUAAAUAUUAUAGAACAAUAUAUAUUAUAUGGACUUAUAGAUAUAGAUAAAAUAAAAAAUGUUAUUAUGAACUUACAUGAAGAGGAUAAUUUGGUGAAUGCUUCUCAAGAGGAAGAAAUAUAUAUUGAUAAAGAAAUCAAUGAAUUAAUAAAUAAUGAAAAGCUCAAAAAUGGUAACAACGAUGGCAUUGGAGGAUACUCUUCUACUACAACAAAUAAUGUAAAACACAUUAACCAGGUCCAUACUAAUGAUACACAUAUAAUGAGAGAUAACUUAACACAUCUAAAUGAUAAUAAUGAUACUAGAAAUAACUUUUUAAAAGUAAAAGAUAACAAUAAGAUUGUAGAUUUUAUAAAUGAAAAUAAAUUGAAAUUCCUAGAUUAUAUUGAUCCUAAUAUCAUGAAGAAAUUAAGAAAUUAUAUAAACCUCUUAAAUGCAGAAGAAUUAAACUUAAAAAACAAAAAAGAUAACAAAAAAAUAGAUGAUUCCAAUAAAAAAGAUUUAUCAGGUAUUAAAAAAAAAAAAAGUGAAGAUAAAUUUCAUUUAGAUAAUAUUUUAGAAAAAGAAGAGAAAAAAAUUGAAGUAAUUAAAAAUUUAUUAAUCUUUUAUCAUAAACUUAAAACGGUUUGCUUGUCUAAGAAAGAAAAAGAAUUAAAAGAUGAAUUUAUAAAAGAAGAAAAGGAAAGUAUUAAAAAAUUAAAAUUAAAUUAUAAUAAAUUUGUAAAUAUUAAAAAAAAUUUAGAAGUAUCUAAUGUUUAUUUACAUAAUAAUGGAUAUGAUUCAUCAUUAAAAGAACUUGAAACUACAAAAAAAUAUCUUAUAGAAAUAAAAGAUGAAGUUACAAAAAUAAAACAAAUAUCAGAUAAUAUUAUUAAAAUAGAUAAUGUAGAAGAAUUAAAUACAGAUAUUGAAAAUUUAAAUAAUGAAAUCCAUGAAAUUGAAAAGAUGUGGCUAUUUAUUAAAAAAAAAGAAGAAAUAUUAAAUGAAUUUUUUUUUUGUCCUUUUAAAGAUUUAGAUGUAGAAGAUUUUGAUAUACAAGUAAAAAAGUUACAAAAUGAUUUUAAAAAAAUUAAAGUAGAUAGAAAACAUAAUAUAUGUAAAGAAGAAACAUUAAAAUUAAAAGAAAUUAUAAAAUUUAUUUCUGUUUUGUGUGAAAUUAAAAAACCAUUUAUAAAAGAUAGACAUAUAAAAGAAAUGGAAAAUAAUAUAAAUGAAGAAAAAGAAAAAAAUAAAGAAGAAGAGAAAAUAAAUAUAAUUAUAGAUGAGAGUACAUUAACUAUAUAUUUCUAUAAAUUAAAUGUUAUGAAAUAUCAUGAUACUAUUGAAGAAGUUAUUAUAAAAGCAUAUAAUGAAAAAAUAAUAGAAGAAACUAUUAAUAAAUUUGAAGAUUAUUGGGAUAAAAUAUAUUUUAAAAAAAAAGAAUAUAAAAAUAAUAUACUAUUAACAUAUAUAGAUGAUAUAUGUAUAGACACAAUAGAAGAACAUCAAGUUACUUUACAAAAUUGUUUUUCAUCUAAAUAUUUCCUUUUCUUUUCAGACGAAUUAAAUUUAUGGCAAAAAAAAAUAUCCAAUAUAUAUGAAGUCAUACAAUUAUUAAAAGAUAUAGAAAAAUUGUGGGUAUAUUUACAAAAUAUGUAUAUAUAUUCAGAAGAAGUUAAAAAGGAACUACCUCUAUAUUCUAAAUUCUUUUUAACUAUUAAUGAUGAAUAUCUUGAAAUGUUAAAACAAAUUAUUGAUAAUAAUAUAAAAGUAGUAGAUUUUUCAAACGAAGGAGGAAUAAUAGAAAAAUUAGAAGAAUUAAAAGUAAAAUUAUGUAAAAGUGAAAAACCAUUGAAUGAAUAUUUAGAUUCUAAACGUAAAUCAUUUCCUAGAUUCUUUUUUAUAUCUUCUACUGAUUUAAUAGAUAUUUUAUCUAAUGGAAAUAAUUUUAAACUUGUAAAUACACAUGUACAAAAAAUAUUUUUAUCUAUUAGAAAAUUUGUAACAAAAAAUGAGCAAUUAACAGAUAACGAAAUACAAAAUGAAGUGAAAUUAGAUAAUCAAGAAACUAGUACAGAAAAAAAUAAUAAAAUUUCAAAUGAAGAUUCUAAUGAAACACAGACAUAUAAAUAUAAUAAAAACGAAGAAUCUACAAAUAAUAUAAAUGAUGAUAAUAUAAAAAAUGAUAAAGAUGAAAAGGAAGAAACUAUUAUCAAGUUAAUUUCAUCAUAUGGAGAAGAAAUAUGUAAUUUUCAUGAAGGUCUAGUUUUGAAAGGUAAAGUUGAAUGUUAUUUAAAUGAUAUAAUAGAUCAUAUUAAAUAUACAUUAAAAUAUUAUAUUACAAAUUUAUUUACAUUAAAAGAUUUAUUUAAUAAUAAAAAAGAAAAAUGGAUAGAUGAAAAUUAUUUAGCUCAAGUAUUUAUUUUAUGUAAUACUAUAUUUUUUGUAAAUGAUGUAGAAAAUAUAUUAAUUAAAAAAGAUAUUAAUAUAUAUGAAGAAUUAAAUAAAUAUUAUAAAAAUCAUAUUCUUCAAUUAGAAAAUGUUAUUAAAAAAGUUCAAAAAAAAUUAACUAUUAAAAAUAGAAUAAAAAUUAUGUGUAUUAUUACAUUAGAUACAUUUUAUAGAGAUGUACUUGAAGUUAUCCUAAAAAAUAAAUCAUCUAUUUCUAUAAAUAUGUUCGAUUGGCAAUCUCAAAUUAGAAUGUAUCCAUUUUUUAAAAAUCAAAAAAUUAACGAACAAAAUGAAAACCAAACGGAAGAAUCAAAGUUAAAAUUGAAUGAUAAUAGAUAUACAGAUAAUGAACAUGAAGAAGCAAAACAUGAAUAUAAUAAUAAUAAUAAUAAUAAUAUAUUAAAUAAUGAAUUAUCAAAAUAUACGUGUCUUACACAUUUUAAAGACUUAUAUAUUAAAAUAAAAAUUAUGGAUUGUUCAUUUAAUUAUUCUUAUGAUUAUAUAGGAAAUUAUCAGAGAUUAGUUAUUACUCCUUUAACAAGUCGUAUUUAUAUUACAGCUACACAAGCAUUAAGUUUAUAUAUGGGAUGUGCUCCUGCAGGACCAGCAGGCACAGGUAAAACUGAGACUACAAAAGAUUUAUCUAGUUUUUUUGGAAAAAAUUGUUAUGUAUUUAAUUGUUCAGAUCAAUUAGAUUAUAAAAGUAUGGGAAAUAUUUUUAAAGGUAUUGGUAGUACAGGUUGUUGGUGUUGUUUUGAUGAGUUUAAUAGAUUAAUUCCUGAGGUUUUAUCUGUUUGUUCUAUUCAAUUUAAAUCUAUAUUAGAUUGUAAACGAAAUAAUAAUAAUGUAUGUAUUAUAGGUUCUGAUGAAAUUAUUGUAAAAAAAAAUUGUGCCGUUUUUAUUACAAUGAAUCCUGAUUAUUUAGGUAGAUCUAAAUUACCUGAAAGUCUUAAAAUAUUAUUCAGACCUAUAACAGUAAUUAUACCCGAUUUUAACAAAAUUUGUGAGAAUAUGUUAAUGGCUGAAGGAUAUGUAAAUGCAAAAUAUCUUUCUAUAAAAUUUACUACAUUUUUUGAGCUAGCCAAAAGUUUAUUAAAAGAUAAACAUUGUGAUUGGGGUUUAAGAAGCAUAAAGAGUGUAUUAACAAAAGCUGGAUAUCUGAAAAGAAAUUAUCCUGAUGUAGAUGAAAAUAAAUUACUUUAUUCAGCUAUACAUGAUAUAAAUAUUGCAAAAAUAUCAUCUUCUAAUUGUCCUAUUUUUUCUGGUUUGCUUAAUGAUAUAUUUUUUUCCAAUCAAAAUGAUAUAAACGAUAUAAAUGAUGUAAACGAUAUAAAUGAUGUAAAUGAUGUAAACGAUAUAAAUGAUGUAAAUGAUGUAAAUGAUGUAAAUGAUAUAAAUGAUCAUAAUAAUAACAACGAAGAAAGAAAUGAUAAUAUAAAACAUGAUACAAAUGAAAAUAAAAAACAAAAAGAUAAUAAUGAACCAUUAAAAUUAGAGAACGUAAAAGAAGAAAAGAAAACAAAAAAAAACGAUUUAGAAGAUAAUAAAGAAAAAGGAUUUUUCAAUUUGAACAAAAUAGAAAAAGAAUUAAUGGAUAUUUGUAAAAAAAAUCAUUUAUUUGGAUUAAAUUAUUUUGUUAAAAAGAUUAUACAAUUAAAUGAUAUAAUGAAUAUAAGACAUUGUGUAUUUAUUAUGGGUGAAGCUGGAUGUGGUAAAACAACAUUAUUUAAUAUGUUAAUGGAAUAUCAAAAAAAGCAGAAUUUAAAAACUGUAAGUAUACGAAUAAAUCCUAAAUCAAUAAAUAUAGAUGAUUUAUAUGGAAAUGUACAUAUAAAAACAAGAGAAUGGAAAGAUGGUGUAUUUUCUAAAUAUAUGAGAAAUUAUUCUAAAAAAGAUGAUUGUGAUAAAGCUUAUAUAAUUUUUGAUGGAAAUUUAGAUUCUCAUUGGAUAGAAAAUAUGAAUUCAGUUAUGGAUGAUAAUAAAGUAUUAACUUUAUCAUCUAAUGAAAGAAUAUUAUUAAAAAAUCAUAUGAAUUUAGUUUUUGAAUUUAGUGAUUUAAUGUUUGCUACUCCUGCUACAAUAUCAAGAGCAGGUUUAGUUUAUUUUUCAGUAGAUCCUAAUGAUUUAUGGAAAAAUUAUUUUUUAUCAUGGAUAGAUAAACAUGAUAAUUUUAAUAGUAAUAUAAAGAAAUUAUUUGAAAAAUUAAUGUAUAAAUAUGUUGAACCUACAUUUAUUUAUUUAAGUACUUUACAAACAUCUAUAAAAAUAUCACCAAUGUCUCAUAUACAAUCAUUAUCAGCUUUAUUAGAUAUAUUAUUAAUGGAUAAUAAUUAUGAGAGUGUUGAACAUUAUUUUAUCUAUUCAGUUAUAUGGUGUUUUGGUGGAUUUUUAGGUGAAAAGGAUAAUGUAAAUUAUAAAAAAAGUUUUGAUAAAUAUUGGAAGAAUACUUUUAAAAGUAUUAAGGUUAAUCGAAAAAUAAGUGUUUUUGAUUUUUAUGUAGAAAAUAAUAAAUUUAAAGAAUGGGAUGAAGGAGAAAUAACUAAUGAAUUAAAACAAAAUUAUAUAUUACAAGAUGAUAUAUUUAUUGAAACAAUAGAAAGUUAUUCUUAUAAAUAUAUAUGUAAAUUGUUUUUAAAAUCUGAUAUGCCGAUUCUAUUUAUUGGUAAAACUGGUGUAGGAAAAACACAAUUAUGUAAGAAAAUAUUAAAUGAAGAAAAAGAAGAAUUUAAAAGUUUUUAUAUGAUUUUUAAUUAUUAUACUACAUCUAAAAAUGUGCAAACAUUAAUGCAAAGCUGUUUAGAAAAAAAAUCAGGAAAACAAUUUAGUCCACCAUAUCAACAAAAAUUAAUAUAUUUUAUAGAUGAUAUAAAUAUGCCUAAAUGUGAUGAUUAUAAUACACAAAGUGCUAUUGAAUUGUUAUGUCAAUAUAUAGAUACAAAUUCUUGGUUUGAUUUAGAAAAAUUAAAUUUAAUUAAAAUAUUAAAUACUAAACUUAUAUCUUGUAUGAAUUAUAAUAGAGGCAAUUUUACUAUAAAUCCAAGAUUAAUUAGACACUUUUUUAUACUAAAUAUUAAUUUCCCAGAAAAUAAUACAGUCAAUAGUAUAUUUAGUGUUUUAUUAAAAAAUCAUUUUAGUAAUUUUAAACAAGAUGUAUCUGAUUUAAUUCCAUCUAUAUUAAAAUCUACUAUAUCUUUAUUUUAUAAUAUUGAAAAGACUUUCAAAAGAACAGCUACUUAUUUUUAUUAUGAAUUUAAUUUAAGAGAUAUUCAUAGCAUAGUCAAAGGAUUACUUACUACAACACCAGUUACAUUUCAAGAUUGUGAUAAACUUUUAUUUUUAUGGUUACAUGAAUGUGAAAGAGUAUAUUCAGAUAAACUUAAUAAAAAAGAUAAGAAAAAAUAUAAAAAGAUUAUUACUGAUAUAAUAAAAAAAAUGUAUAAUAAAUAUGAAAUUAAUAAAUUUGUUAUGAAAUAUGAUAGCACUUUAUUAUUUUCAAAUUUUCAUAAAGGUAGUCAUGAUAAAACAUAUGACAUUUGUAAAAAUAUGGAAGAAUUAACAUUAUUCUUAAAUGAAGAAUUAAAUGAAUAUAAUAAUUCCUAUAAUUUAAAUAUUGUUCUAUUUAGUGAUGCAAUUAAACAUAUUUGUAAAUUAAUUAGAAUAGUAGAUAAUUUAAAAGCACAUGCAUUAUUAUUAGGUAUAGGAGGAUGUGGGAAAACAACCAUAUCUAAAUUUUCAUCUUAUAUAUCAUCGAAAACAUUUUUUGAAAUGGAUUUUUCUGCACAGUGUACUGAUAAUGAUAUUAAAAAAUAUUUACAAAACAUUUUUCAUAAAUGUGCUAUGAAAAAUGAAGAUAUUGUUUUAUUUUUAAAAGAAAGUAAAAUACAUGAUACUUUCUUUAUAUAUGUUAAUGAAUAUAUGUGUUCAAAUAAUAUUAUAGAUUUAUAUACAAAAGAAGAACGAGAUUAUAUAAUACAUAAUAUCAGAAAUAUAGCUAAAGCAGAUGGUAUAGAACAAUCAGAUAAUAGCAUAUUCGAUUAUUAUAUUAAAAAAGUAAAUGAUAAUCUACAUUUCAUUUUAUGUUUUUCACCAACUAGUAAUAAUUUUAGAGAUAAAUCAAACAAUUUCCAAUGUAUAUUAAAUAAUACUAUGAUAGAUAUAUAUGAUAAUUGGGAAGCUGAUUCUUUAAUGUGUGUAGGGAAAAAUUAUGUUAGUAAUAUAUAUAUGAAUAUAAAUACGGGCGAUAUUUUAUUAGAUCAAGAAUAUAUUAACUUAAAAAAUAAAAAUAUAGAAAAAGAUACAAAUUUGGGAGAGAAACAGAUAGGGAAAAAUUAUAUCCCUACAAUAUCAGCAAUUGAUAGAGAUGAUAAUUAUAAAGACAUGGAAAAUAAUAUGAAUGAAAAUCAUUUGAAUGACCCAUUGGGUAUGUUAGACAUGAAUAAAACAAACAUCAAAAAUGGGGACAUUACAACAACGAUAGAUAAUAUUACUAUUAUUAAUAAUAAUAAUAAUAAUAAUAAUAAUGGGGAUAAUGUUGAUGGUAAUAAUUAUUUCAAAAAUACAGAAGGAAAUGAUGAAAAUAUGAAAAAAAAAACUUAUAGUAAUAAUGUGAUGAACCAAAAUGAUCUCAAUACAAAUAUUACGAACAAUAAUAAUAAUAGUUGUAGUAAUAAUAAUAUUUAUGAUAAGAAUGAUAAUAUACUAAACGAAGAAGAAUAUGUAAACCUAAAAGAUAUUAUAACUGAAUAUCUAAAAGAAUGUUAUGAAGACCUAUUAGAUAUAUCAUCCUUUUAUUAUUCUCAUGAACGCUCCCAUAUUUAUAUAACACCCAAAUUAUAUCUUGAAAGUAUCAAAACAUAUCAUAUAAUGUUACUAAAAAAUAUUACUAAUAUAAAUAAUAAAAUGAAUAUGCUUAAAAAUGGUAUCACAAAAAUGAAUGAAACUAGUUCAAAUGUAGAAAAUAUAAAAAAUUGCUUAAAAGAUAAAAAGAAAAUAUCAGAAGAGAAAAUGGAAGCUGCUGAAAAAUAUGCAAUAGAUAUAGGUAAUGAAAAAAUGAUUGUAAAAAAAGAGAGUGAUUUAGCUGAUAUAGAAGAACAAAAUUGUUUAGAAAUUCAAAAAAAAGUUCUUAAACAACAAGAAGAAUGUGAAAAUGAUAUAAGAUUAGGUAUUCCAUUAAUUGAACAAGCUGAAGAAGCUUUAAAUACUUUAAAUAAAAAAAAUAUUCAAGAAUUAAAAACUUUAAACAAACCACCUCCAGGAGUAGAAGAUAUUACUGCAGCUGUUAUGCAAUUAUUAGCUACAAUUGAUACAACUAUAUCUAUAGAUAAAUUUGGAAAAAUUAAAGAUCGAAGUUGGAAAUCUGCACAAAAAAUGAUGAUUAAUCCUGAAAAAUUUAUAUCGUUACUUAAAGAUUAUAAAAAUAAGAUUGAUGAAAAUUUGGUUCCUGAUUGUAACUUUAAAUAUGUAGAAAAUUUAAUUAAUUUACCACAUUUUAAUAAAAAUGCAAUACAAAAAAAAUCUAAAGCUGCUGCAGGAUUAGCUGAAUGGGUUUUAAAUAUAACAUCAUUUUAUAAAAUUAUUCAAAAUAUAUUACCUAAAAGAAUAUUAUUAGAUAAUACAAAAAAAGGUUUAGAAGAAGCUAAUGAAAAAUUACAAAAUGUACGUGAAAAGGUACAAUCACUAAAAGCAAAAUUAAGUGAAUUAAUAAGUCAAUAUGAUCAUGCUAUAUAUGAAAGAGAUCUUGUUAUUCUAGAAGAAAAGAAAUUAAAAACAAAACUAGAAUUAUCAAUUAGAUUAAUAGAUGCUUUAAGUAGUGAAGAAAUAUCAUGGUCAAAACAAUAUGAAAGUUUAAAAAAAAAAAAAAAAACAAUCUUAACAGAUAUAUUACUCUCAUCUACUUUUGUUACGUUUUGUGGUGGAUUUACUAAAAAAUAUAGAAAUAAAAUUAUGACAAAUUGUAUAGACACAUUAAAGAGAAAAAAUGAAAUACAAAAUAAUAUUUUUAAUACCAUGCACAAAAAAAUAAAUAAUAACAUCAGUGGUAUUAGUAAUAAUAAUAAUAAUAGUAGUAAUAAUAAUAAUAAUAGUGCAAAUUUUGGAUAUAAUGAGAUCCAAAAAAAAAAAACAGACAACCAUAACUUUGACAUAUCAAACAAAUUGAAUAUAAAAAAUGAUAACAAAGAUAAUGAAUUAGGGAAUGAUAAUUUAAAAAAAGAAGAAAUGAUUUAUGAUAUAUUCUUAGUAAAUAAUUUUAAUUUAGAUUUAUUAAUAAACGAAGAAGUUUUAUCUAAAUUAAGUAAACAAGGUUUAACAUUAAAUUCGGUAUGUAUUGAAAAUAAUAUAAUAUUAGAAAAUAGUGAUAAGUUCCCUAUUAUUAUUGAUCCACAAAUGGAAAGUUUAAAAUGGUUAAUUAAUAGUCAUAAAGAAAAAAGUGAAAAAUUAAUUAUCACAGAUAUUAAUGAUAAAAUAUUAUUAAAAAAAAUAGAAGAAUGUAUAUCCUUUGGUUAUUCUAUUAUUGUUGAAAAUGCAGAUGAAUAUAUUGAUAAUACAUUAUAUAAUGUUAUAUCAAAGAAUAUAAUUAAGAGAAAAAAUAAUUAUUAUAUUAAUAUUAAUGAUAAAGAACUUAUGUUUCAUCCAUCUUUUUAUAUAAUAUUACAUACACAAUUAUCAAAUCCUCAUUAUCAACCUGAAAUACAAUCGGCAUGUUCUCUAAUAAAUUUUACGGUUACACCAGAUGAUUUAGAAGAACAUUUAUUAUCUAUUACUCUAGAAAAUGAAUUUAAUCAUUUAUCAAAAAAGAAAAAGAAAUUAUCAUUAUUAAAAUAUGAUUAUAUGUGUCAACUCUCUUUUCUUCAAUCAUCAAUCUUGCAAAAAUUAACAGAUGCUAAAGGAGAUAUUUUAGAAGAUGUUUCAUUAAUCGAAAAUUUAGAAAAAACCAAAUUAUUAAGUGAAAAUAUAGCUAAAAAAACAGAAAUAGUCAAAAAUACAGAAGUACAUAUUAAUACUAUUAUCAACUUAUAUAGACCUUUAUCAAAAAGAGGAGUCAUGUAUUUCUUCAUUUUACAAAAAUUAAAAAACUUACAUUCAUUCUAUUUCUAUUCUUUAGAAAUAUUCUUGAAAAUAUUUAUCAAAUGCUUGAACGACAGUUCUCCAAAUAAAUCACCCACUAAGGUGAAACAGGAGCAAGAGUAUUAUCUUAAAAGUGAAGACAACGAUUUUGAUGAUGAUUACAUUGGUAGUAUAAAAGAGGAGGAAAAAGUAGAAGAAGGAAUGGUUGACGAAGAAAAAAUGGAAGAGCAAAAAGUGGAAGAGGAAAAAAUGGAAGAGGGAAGAAUGGAAGAGGAAAAAAUGGAAGAGGAAAAAGUUGAUGAAGAAAAGAUGGAUGAAGAAAAAGAUGUUGAAGAAAAGAUAGAAGAAGAAAAAGAUGUUGAAGAAAAGAUAGAAGAAGAAAAAGAUGUUGAAGAAAAGAUGGAAAAAGAAAAAGAUGUUGAAGAAAAGAUACAAGAUGGACAAGUUGAUGAAGCAAAAAUGGAAGAGGAAAAAGUUGUUGAAGAAAAAAUGGAAGAGGAAAAAGUUGUUGAAGAAAAGAUGGAAGAAGAAAAAGAUGUUGAAGAAAAGAUAGAAGAUGAACAAGUUGUUGAAGAAAAGAUACACGAUGGACAAGUUGAUGAAGAAAAAAUGGAAGAGGAAAAAGUUGUUGAAGAAAAGAUGGAAGAAGAAAAAGUUGUUGAAGAAAAGAUAGAAGAUGGACAAGUUGAUGAAGAAAAAAUGGAAGAAGAAAAAGUUGUUGAAGAAAAGAUAGAAGAUGGAAAAGUUGAUGAAGAAAAUGUGGGAAAAGAAGAAAUCGAAAAGGUCAAAAUGGAUGACUCCAAAGUUUAUGAAAAUAAAGAGGAGAAUAAAAAUUGCACAUAUGAAGAAAACGAAAAAAUUGAUAAGGACAAAGAAGAUGAUUUAGAAGGAGAAGAUUUAGAAAACGAUGAUUUUACAAAUGAAGAAACGAAAAUAGAUAAGAAUGAAGUUGAAAAAAGAGUAAAUAUGCUAACAGAUUUAUUGAAUAUAAAAAUGUGGAUGUAUAUGGAUAAAGGUUUAUUAGAGAGAGAUAAAUUAAUUGUAAAAUGUUUGAUUAUGUUACAUUUAGAAAAAUUAAAUGAGAAAAUAAGUGAAGAAGAGGAAGAAAUUUUUAUUAAUCCUAAAUAUAAGUUAAGUAGUAAUAAUAUAACAAUGAUUAAAAAUAAAAAAGAGAAUGAAAGUAUGGAAAAAAAAUUAAUGAAUAAAUCAUUUAUUAAUGAAGAAUUAUAUGAAGAUUGUAAGAAUUUAGAAAAUUUAAAAGAUUUUGAAAACAUUACUGAAAGUUUUGAAAGUGAAAGUAUGUCAUGGAAACAAUGGUUUUUAAGUGAAAAAGUAGAAAAUGAAGAAUUACCUAGAAAAUAUAAUAAUAUAAAAGAUUUUUCAAAAUUAUUAUUAAUUCGAGUAUUACGUAAAGAUAGAUUUUUAAUUUCAUUAAAAAAUUACAUUACAAAAAAUAUAAAAAUGACAAAUGAUGAAAAAAAUAAUACAUAUGCAUUAGAAAAUAUAUUAGAUGAAUAUAUUGAUAAUAAAACACCCGUUUUAUUUUUGUUAACAACUGGUUAUGAUCCUUCUAAAGAAAUUGAAGAUUAUAUAAAUAAAAUGAAAAAUAAUGCUAUCAAAAAAAAUGAUAAUAAUAAAAAUAAAAUAACUUAUGUUAACAUAUCCAUGGGUCAAGGACAAGAAAGUAUUGCUUUAAAAUAUUUAAAAGAAAUAUCUAAAUGUGGAGGAUAUAUAUUUUUACAAAAUAUUCAUUUAAUGACAAAAUGGUUAAAAGAAUUUGAAGAAAUACUGGAUAAAAUAUUUUUAGAUGCACAUGUAAAUUUUCGUUUAUUCUUAUCUGCAGCUAUACCAAAUGAAAAAGAUACUAAAUUAUUACCCGAAAAAUUAUUAAAGAAAUGCUUUAGAAUAAAUAAUGAAAAAUCAUAUAGUUUAAAAGAUAAUAUAAAAUGUUGUCUUGAUAAAUUUGAAAACGGACAAUAUGAUGAUAAAUUAAAAACAGUAAUAUUGGGUCUUUCUUAUUAUCAUAGUUUAUUAUUAGGAAGAUUUUUAUAUGGAAAAAUCGGAUUUAGUCAAUCAUAUUCAUUUAAUGAUAAUGAUUUAGAAAUAUCAUUUAAUAUUAUUAAAAGAUAUUUAAAUACAUAUGAAAGUUUUCCUUUAGCAGAUGUAUUAUUUUUAAUAGGAGAAAUUAUAUAUGGUGGACAUAUAACAGAUAUAUGGGAUAGACGAAUAAAUAAGACAUAUGUUAAGAAUAUACUUAAAGAGAUAUAUAGAAAUAUAUUAACUAUAAAUGAAAAAAAGAAAAAUAGUCUUACAACAAAUAUGUCAUAUAAUGAAAAAAAGAAAAACUUUAAUAUGGAUUUUCACCACCCAAAGGAUAGUACUAAUAAUAAUAAUAAUAAUAAUGAUGAUGAUGGUGAUAGCAAUAAUAGUAAUGAUAAUGAAGAUGAAAGUGAAGAAAAACUCAUUUUAAAAAAUACCAAACAUAAUAUUUUGUUCGAUGUAUUUAAGUUUCCUGAUUGUAGUAAAUAUAAUAUCAAUCAACUAAAAAAAUAUAUAGAUGAGAAAUUGAAUAAAGAACAAACUUAUUUAUUAGGGUUACACAUAAAUGCCGAAAUUGAAUAUAUGAAAAAUGAAUGCUCACGAAUAUUACAAACUUUACAAGAAUUAAGUAAUAAAGAAAUUGCAUCAACAGAAAGUUAUAAAAAAAAUACGAAAAUAAGAAAUACAGAAAAAAUUGGUGAUAAUAAAUAUGCACAUGAUCAAAAAAAGGAAACGAUACAUAAAGAGGAAGAUGAUGAAGAUGAAAAACAUUCAGGAAGUAAUAAAAGUACAAAAAUUAUAUAUGAUAUAAUUAAUCAUUUAUUAAAUGAAUUACCAGAUAAAAUUGAUACAACUGAUUUAAAAAUCGAAGAUAGUCAAACAAAUACAUUUAUGGUAAUAGCAUUAAAAGAAGCUGAAAAAUUUAACAAAUUAAUAGAAUGUAUUAAUGAUACAUUAAUAGAAAUUAAAUUAGUAUUAGAUGGUAUAUUAAAUAUGAAUGAUAAAAUUCAAAAUACUAUCAAAUCAUUAAUGCUACAUAAUAUACCACAAAUAUGGAUAAAUUAUUCUUAUCCAUCAAAAAAAAAAUUGAUGCCAUGGUUUGAAAAUUUUAAAUUAAGAAUAAUAUUUAUAAAAGAAUGGGUUUCUAAAAUAAGAAAUAAUAUUUUUCUACCAAAUUCUGUAUGGUUAUCUGCAUUAUUUAAUCCUAUCUCAUUUCUAACAGCUAUUAAACAAAAAUUUGCUCAAGAAAAUAAAGUACCUAUUGAUAAACUUAAAUUAAAAUGGCAAGUAACCAAUAUAACAAAAUUAGAAGAUUUAAAUAAUAAAAAUAAUGCAUUAUAUAUUCAUGGAUUAUAUUUACAAGGAGCUUCUUGGUUUAUUAAUUCGAAAAAUGAUACUUUUACAUUCGAUAAGGAUAAUAUAAAUGAUAAUGUAUCUUAUGGAAAUAUAAUAGAAUCUGUGCCUAAACAUAUCUAUUAUUCUAUGCCUCUAAUUUAUGUAUAUUGUAUUACUAAUGAACAAAAUGAACUCUUAAAAGAAAAUAUGGAAUAUCGUUCAUUGGAUACACCUCUUUAUGUCACUUCAGACAGGGGAAAUACUUUUGUUUGUUCAAUAGAUCUAAAUUUAGAAAUGGAAGAUAUAGAAGACAAAUGGAUAUUAGCUGGUGUUGCACUUUUCUUAUCGGAUGAUUAA